Lolium perenne is the source of this 1979-nucleotide messenger RNA. Its product is annotated as serine carboxypeptidase-like 2. NCBI's taxonomy places the organism in Eukaryota, Viridiplantae, Streptophyta, Magnoliopsida, Poales, Poaceae. Gene Ontology annotation, molecular function: serine-type endopeptidase inhibitor activity; acyltransferase activity, transferring groups other than amino-acyl groups; serine-type carboxypeptidase activity. The record is from RefSeq and is a predicted model, not a curated record. Gene Ontology annotation, biological process: secondary metabolic process; response to wounding; proteolysis.
AUGGCCGAGUUGGUGGGGAAGUCCGUGCAGGAGGCGAAGAGGGUGAUUUUGAAGGACAAGCCAAAGGCGAAGAUUGUCGUUGUGUCGGCGCGGUCAAUGGUGACCAAGGACUACCGCCCAGAUCGUUGCCGAGGAACUGAUACCAUGGCAUCUGGGUGUGCAGACUCGUCCCCGAUGCUGCCGCCGUACAUACUGCCUGAGGACGGUGCUGCAUCCUGCUACAAGGAAUUUGUCCUGGAUGCUGCCGCAGUACUGCCUGAGGAUGGCGCUACAAGGUGCAAACUAAUGGAGGCUGCUUCUUGGAUGCCCUUGAGUUACUCACGGAAGGCACAGGAUUGGGCCCCCAGAUUUUUAGGGCCCUGGGCGGCCGCACACCCUGCCCACCCACUAGGGCCGGCCCUGGAUGGGCCUCUCCCCUUCUCCCUGGAGACAGGGUACGUGGAGGUGGAGGAGACGCAUGGCGUGGAGCUCUUCUACUACUUCAUCGAGUCAGAGCGCAACCCGCAGGAAGACCCUCUCAUCCUCUGGAUCUCCGGCGGCCCCGGCUGCUCCGGUCUCAACGCUCUCUUCUUCGACAUCGGCCCUCUCAAGUUGGACGUUGCUGGCUACACCGAGGGAUUAUUCCCGCGCCUCUUCUACUUUGAGGCCUCAUGGACAAAGGUGAGCAACGUCAUAUUCCUUGACGCGCCGGUGGGUACAGGCUUCUCGUACGCCCGGGAAGCGCAGGGGCUCAACGUCAGCAUUACCGGAACCGGCAGGCAGGUCCGAAUAUUUCUUGAGAGGUGGUUCGUCCAGCACCCGGAGUUUGCCUCCAACCCGCUAUACAUCGGCGGCGAUUCCUACUCUGGUAUCACCGUCCCAGUAACCGCGCUGGAGAUGGCCAACCAUAAUCCCAAUGGAGAGCUGAACCUUAAGGGGUACAUGGUGGGCAACGGUCUCACAGACAAGAAUUGUGACGAUGGCGGCAGGUUUCCGUUCAUGCAUGGAAUGGGACUCAUCUCUGACGAGCUCUACGAGGGGGCGCUGGACAGCUGCGUCGGGGACUUGGUGUCGACGCCGAAGACCACCGAGUGCGCCCAGGCGCUGCAGGCCAUCAGCGAGGCUACCUCUGAUAUCAACCCAAUGCACAUCUUGGAGCCCCUGUGUGAAGUGGAGUACUUGCAACAUUCAACUCCAAACAGAAUCUUUGCAACAAGGCUGCUCGUGCAGGAGGAGAAUGACGAGCCGGGCUCCAUCUUUCCCAGGACUGCAUCUCCCUCGCUCCCUGUGGAUUGUCGUGCCAGCGGGUACUAUCUGUCGGACAUCUGGGCGAAUGACGCAGAGGUCCGGGAGAUGCUAGGCAUCCGGGAGGGGUCAGUUGGCAUCUGGAGGUUGUGCCCCACAUUGCUGCACUUGCGGAUGGACGUGCACAACACAGUACCCUACCACCGCAACUUGACGCAGCGCGGGUACCGGGCGCUGGUGUACAACGGCGACCAUGACUUAGUGAUAACCUUUGUGGGCACGCAGGCAUGGAUCAGGACGCUGGGAUACCCUGUGGUGGCGCCAUGGAGGCCCUGGUACUCAAACCGUCAGCCUGCGGGGUUCACCACUGAGUACGCGUACAACUUAACCUACGCUACCGUCAAGGGCGGUGGCCACAUGGCGCCGGAGAGCCGCCCUAAGGAGUGCCUUCACAUGAUCGAAAAAUGGACAUCACCCGCGGGGAGGCUCUGACUUAUCGCUAGGUCCCCUCCAUUAGCCAGCGUCGCUGGAUGCAUGCCUGAUAUUUUUACUACUUGGCUGUACCGUACAUCCAAGACCAAAGAUGACUGUGUUGUGCACAAGAACCAGGAGUUUACCUGUGAUGUGUGGUCAGUCACCCAGGUGCUUCUAGUGUGUACUUGCCCUGUAAAUAUUUUCUGCAAUUGGUUAUGGGCAUUGAUCGCCGACUUGGUGUUUGAUGGCAAAGAAAAAUAUGGUCGGGAGUUCCAGUAUCA